This is a messenger RNA of Aspergillus welwitschiae, 271 nucleotides long. RefSeq lists its product as uncharacterized. The transcript has a single exon. Bases 88 to 255 code for a protein of 55 amino acids. Lineage: Eukaryota; Fungi; Ascomycota; Eurotiomycetes; Eurotiales; Aspergillaceae. The record is from RefSeq and is a predicted model, not a curated record.
CUUGCGACUAGUGGCACUCCUACGGUAGCACCAGCUCCAAUGGACGGACGGACCAUCCAAUCAUGAUGAUCCUAUCCCCUCUCCAUCAUGACGAUUAUCAUCACCCAUUGGUGCAUCGGUGUGAUGCAAUCGGAUGACUUAUUGGGUGCUGCAUGCCAAUCCCGGCAGUUGCAGUUUGGUAUCACUCUGUUCAUCAGUAUCUUUAUCAACGCCCUUCUUCUUCAAAUCCUUGGACUGUCAAUGGAGAGCCGAUGACGAGGCUCACAGCCGG